CUUCCACACUAUAAAGAGUGCUUCAGACGAGUUGCCUUACAUUUGACUAUUGAAUUAUUUACUGAAAAACUUGCCUUGUGCUUUACAUCGUCAGUAUGGCCGAGGCGUUGGCAGCAGCUUUCACAGAUAAUCUCUUGACAUGUAGCAUCUGUCUGGGAGAGUAUGAGGACCCCCGUGUGCUGCCUUGCUACCAUACAUUUUGCUAUGGUUGCAUAUGUGACCAUGCUACGCAAACUGUGUCUCGGGACAGGACAUUUUUGUGUCCCCUAUGCAGAGAAGAGAUAUUAUUUCCAAGAGAAGGGCUUGCGCUUAAAAAGAAUCAUCUUAUUCAUAAGGCAAAAGAUCUUCUAAGUCAGCGACAGCAGCAUGAAGUCUCAUCUCCAACCAUAGACACUGAUGUAUGUUAUGUGACGCAAGCCGUUACACAAAUGAUGAGCAAAUGUGAGAAGCAUCCUACAAAUGAUUUAAAAUACUACUGUGAAGACGAUGAUAACGUUGUUUGUGGUGACUGUAUACCAAAAGAACAUUACAGACAUGGUAUUGUGCCAGUUGAGAACGUGGCGAAUAGCAAUCGAAAAAAUAUUAAAGCUGUCCUUAUGAAAAUUGAAACAAAACUUGGCAUGUUAAAAGAAACAGUUGCCAAUGACAGAACCAAUGAAUUGGAGGAAAUCAAUACGGAGGCCACCAUCAAUAGAAUUAAAGAACAGGCUCGAUCUAUCCAUAGACUGGUUGAAGUGAGUGAGCACAAACUGAUAUCAGAGGUAAAUUUUGCUUGUGAUAUUAGAAAAAAGCAGAAGGAGGCAAACAAGGACACCUUCGAACUGUACCAUGCCUCCUUACAAAGUGCCUCUAGAUUUGCCCAGGAACUUAUAACAAAUGGCUCUGAUUCUGACAUCAUGCUUCAUACUAAGGCUCUGACAGAGAGACUGACAGCGAUGGAGAAAAUGCCAGUGCCAACUCCAGACACACCAGCACAGAUAUCCUACAGCCCUGGUGAGAUAUCCGCUGCCAGACUGGAAGCCUUGUUAGGACAGGUGACAGUGCAGUCAGCAGCUCCUACCUCUCCACCUCUAUCUCCUAGGCUGUCACUUCCUCGACCUCUGCUUAAUAUGGGGACAAAUCCAAGAUCAGCACCACAUGCUCCGCCUCCGCCUCCGCCUCCACCUCCACCUCCGCCUCCACCUCUAUCUAUUAGACUGUCACUUCCUCGACCUCUGCUUAACCUGGGGACAAAUCCAAGAUCAGCACCACAUGCUCCGCCUCCACCUCCACCUCCGCCUCCACCUCUAUCUCCUAGACUGUCACUUCCUCGACCUCUGCUUAACCUGGGGACACUUCCAAGAUCAGCACCACAUGCUCCGCCUCCGCCUCCGCCUCCACCUCCACCUCCGCCUCCACCUCUAUCUCCUAGGCUGUCACUUCCUCGACAUCUGCUUAACCUGGGGGCAAAUCCAAGAUCAGCACCACAUGCUCAUGUUUUCUUAGAGAAGGCAGAAUGUGUGCAUUCUUUCAGUGCUAAAUUGAAGGGUGAUCAAAUUAACACGUUCGUAACUGGGCUGGCCGUAGAUGAACAACUCGUGUUCACUGUGAAUAGAAAAGAAUCUUUUGCAAAAGAAAAUAAUAGAACAAAUGUAUUCACACAUGCAGGGGAAUUUAAAUUUGACAUUAUAUUAAAUGAACCAUUUGACGUGGCUGUGUCACAGACUGGUCACCUGUAUAUAACAUCAUCGGGUGACAAAUGUGUCAAAGUGUAUUCCACCAGAGGUCAGCAGGUGACAACCAUGGGCCAGGGUCAAAUUAAUGAUCCAUAUGGUAUAACACUGAACAGUCGAGGUCAUAUAAUGGUUUGUGACAGAAGUAAGAAAUCCAUUUUCACAUUCCUUGCAGACAGUGAACAGCUUCUGAACACUAUUCCACUCAGUAUGUACAAAUUACCAGAGUACAUCACCGUGAACAGGUUGGAUGAUAACAUUGUCAUUUCAGACUGGCUGGGACACUGUGUACAUGUGCUGUCACCUACUGGUAAACAGCUGCACCAGUAUGGCACACGAGGCAGUGGUGAUGGUCAGCUGUGUGGACCAUGUGGAGUGUGCACAGACAGCUAUGGCCACAUCUUCAUUGCUGACAGUGAAAACCACAGGAUAGUGGUACUGAGUUCAAAGGGACAAUUGAUCAGAUACAUUGCCACUAAAAAUGAUGGGUUGGAGCACCCCACAGCAUUAGCCAUCAACCCUGCUGGCCAGCUGGUGGUAGCAGAGAAACAGGGCAAAGUUAAGAUUUUUCAGUACUUGCGAUGAAUAUACUGUUCACACCAAGGCAUUGCUAUACCAAUUUUUAUAGUUCUCUUUAUAGUUACAUGGUAGGAGAAAUUUGAUCCAUAUGUUAAUGACUUAAUGGCCAAAAUUAUCAAACUUUCAGAUACAUAAUUUUAUGAUCACAAAAAUUAUAUUUUUGUGUAGCAUUUUUGGUGCUUUAUCUGCAUAAAAUAGAAUUUUAGAGUACUCUGUUUUUUUAAUUUUUCUACUACUCAAUAGGAAUGUUCUAAUUUUAAGAAAUUGUUACUUUAAAAUACCGGAACGCUAUCCGGAAAAUUCACAAUUUCCUCCUUCAUUGAAAAGAUCGAGUAAUUGAGUGCUGAGAAACUACAGCAUGACAUUUCACAGGGUACAAUAUAAUAUAAAUUUCGAAUCAGCGACCAUGACUUAGAAAUCGAAAGAGGUCGCUACACAAAACCCAAAAAACCAGUAGAAAACCGAAAAUGUCCACAUUGCAAUGAUGUUGAAACAGAAGCGCAUUUCCUACUAAAAUGUAAUGAGCAUGUGAACGAAAGAGAAAAUAUGAUAAAAAUGAUACCGCCUCAAUUGUCAUCUGAUGUAGAAAAACUUGUCUGGCUCCUCAAUCCUCAAAGUGAACACUGUCUAAAAACCGUGUCUCACUUCAUCCAAGAAACAUUUAAAAAAGACUAGCCUGUCAAUAAUAAUGAGCAAGUCUACCUCAAUAUAGAACAAUGUAAUUGUCAUUGUGUAAUAUAGGUAUUUUUAUCUUAUUAUUAUCAUCAUUUUUAUUAUUAAUAUUAUUAAUUUUAAAAAUUAUUUCCUUUCUUAUAGUUUAUUUUUUUCCCACAUUUAUAAGAAAUACUUCCACUUGUUACUGUAGAUUAUGUAUAUACGGGUUGAUUGAUAAGUAGUGAGCCUCGUGUGGAAGGGGUUAAGCAGGGAUAUCCCUUUUCGGCCCUUCUAUUCCCUGACUAUUUAAAGGUGUGUAGCCGAAGUUUGGUGUCAUUUGGUUAGUUUAUGUCGACGAGGUAGCACUUUCAAAUAAGCAAGGCAAGUGACUUUUGCAAAAUGCCCCUGCUCACAAGUCUGUCAUUGCCAUGGCUACAAUCAACGAGUGUGGCUUUGAACUGAUAGAACAUCCACCUUAUUCGCCUGAUCUUGCUCCCUCUGACUAUAAUCUAUUUCCCAAAUUGAAAAAGUACAUUUCAGGUACUCACUUUGUGUCAGAUGAUGACGUCAUACGUGAAUUGGAGGAGUUUCUGAACGGCUUCUAUAAAAGUGGCAUAGAGGCUCUCAAAAUUCGCUGGCAAAAGUGUACAGAUACUCAAGGAGACUAUGUUGAAAAAUAAAGAAAAAUACUUGUAAAAUGUGUACCCCUUCUAUAUGAGGCUCACUACUUAUCAAUCAACCCUACGUAAGGUAAUUAUGAAACAUAUAAUUACAUUUGUGUUUGAAAGCCUGAUAUCAAAUAAGUGGGAUAAUAGGUCUAGAUAUAUAUUACAUGUAUGUAUAACACAAGUAGUUUAGAGGGCCUGCAAAAUGUACUGAAACAUUUUAGUGCUCAAUAAAUUAUUAUUAUUAUUAUUAUUAUUAAAUACUUUUCACAUCUUUUACUCGCAGCAUAUACUGCACUGCUGAGCUGUAGCCUUAAAAGGAAACAUGAUUUGAAGUUUCUUUGAUAGAAAUGGCAAAUUAUAUAUUUAAGUAUGAAUUAACAUCUACUGGCAGCAUAACAGAAGGGCCAGGUUAGAUCAUUUCAGUAC
Messenger RNA from Lingula anatina, 4039 nucleotides. RefSeq lists its product as uncharacterized. Gene Ontology annotation, molecular function: zinc ion binding. NCBI's taxonomy places the organism in Eukaryota, Metazoa, Brachiopoda, Lingulata, Lingulida, Lingulidae. The record is from RefSeq and is a predicted model, not a curated record.